Messenger RNA from Neodiprion fabricii, 3058 nucleotides. RefSeq names its product COP9 signalosome complex subunit 3 (gene CSN3). The coding region runs from base 193 to 1551 and encodes 452 amino acids. Gene Ontology annotation, cellular component: COP9 signalosome. The record is from RefSeq and is a predicted model, not a curated record. The transcript has 4 exons. NCBI's taxonomy places the organism in Eukaryota, Metazoa, Arthropoda, Insecta, Hymenoptera, Diprionidae. Gene Ontology annotation, biological process: ubiquitin-dependent protein catabolic process.
CGAAGCUGACGACUGAUCCGUUGAUCGACGAGCAAGGAUCAUGAAGUUAGCCCUUUGACGGAAUUCUGUAAGAACUGCGAGAGCUUCAGAGCGGUCUGAGUGUUCGUAGAAGGUUUCAAAACGUCACUGGCUCCGAUAAUUUGAAAAGAAAUAUAAUAAACGUUGUAAAUAUAAAUACGUUACUUGAUAUUGAUGAUGAAAGUAUCAUCACUAAUGGCAUCGUCACUCGAGCUAUUUGUAAAUAAUGUCCGUACGCUCUCAACGCAAGGCAACUUCAGAGAGCUCUGUGACAUUAUCAAUAAAUCUACGACCACGCUCGCAAGAAACGGGCCACAUUUAGAUAAUGUCUUAGAAACACUUGACCUACAGCAACACUCACUGGGAAUCCUAGCCGUCCUCUGCGUAAAACUUUCCCUGCCAAAUGCCAACGGAGCAAACAACCCAGAUGCCUACAAGCCGCUGUUGAAUCAGGUCCAAGACUUCAUCGUAGGAUGCAACGGGGAGCAAGUCAGAUUCGCCCCGGAUACAUACACAGAAUUAUGCCACCUUUUAAGCCAACUUUUGAUAGACCUGCAAAUGCCUCUGCGAGGUGUCGACCUCUUGCGCAGAGCAAUACGAAAAAUACAACUGUUCGACAGCCAGCUGACAUCUAUACACGCAGAUUUGUGCCAGCUGUGUUUACUCUCAAAGUGUUUCAAGCCUGCGCUAGAGUUUUUGGAUACUGAUAUAACCGGUAUAAGUCAAGAGGGUGGACAAUUCGACACGAAAUACUUUUUGCUAUACUAUUAUUACGGUGGAAUGAUAUACACGGCGUUGAAAAACUACAAUCGAGCCUUGUACUUUUUCGAGGUCUGCAUAACGACCCCUGCGAUGUCGGUGAGCCACAUAAUGUUGGAGGCGUACAAAAAGUACAUGCUGGUGUCGUUGAUUCUUCAUGGUAAAAUAGUGACCAUACCAAAGUAUGCGAGUCAGAUCGUUAACAGGUUUAUCAAGCCACUGAGUCAGGGGUAUCACGAUAUCGCGACGGCCUACUUGACCAAUAGCUGCGCACAAGUUAACACUGUGAUGACCAAGCACCAAGAGCUGUUUGUCAGAGAUCACAACUGGGGAUUGGUGAAACAAGUCCUACGCUACUUGUACAAAAAGAACAUACAGAGACUCACCAAAACUUUCCUCACCCUGAGUCUUACGGACGUUGCUAGCAGGGCACAACUUCCCGGGCCCACUGAGGCUGAGCAAUAUAUUCUAAACAUGAUUGAAGACGGCGAGAUAUUUGCAACGAUCAAUCAGAAAGAUGGAAUGGUCGUGUUUCACGACGAUCCCGAGAAGUAUAACUCACCCGAAAUGCUCGCCAGGCUUGAAAAAGAAAUGGAAGCUUGCACGGAGCUCGAUAAACGGGUUCUAGAGAUGGAGGAAGAAGUGCUUUUGGCACCUCAAUAUGUGCGUAAAGUGUGCUGUCAUGUAGAUCAAGAUGAGCCAUUGACAGGUCCCGUACAUACCAAUGUAACCAAUACCCAAGGACAGUCUAAACAUAGCACUUACUCCAUGUAACAUACCAUGAUCGUGCGUUAUCUUUAUUAAAAAACAAAAACAAAAAAAAAAAAAAAAAAAAAAAAAACAAAAAAUGGAAAAAAAGAAGGGAAAAAUCAUUUUCAAAAAGCCACAUCGAGAAAAGGAAAGAAAAUGUUAAAGCUCAUUUCAGUUAACCAUAAUUAAACAAAUUUGUAAAGCAAAUUUUUUUGUUUACUAUUAUUCGCACUUUUUACAAACCUCAUCGCUGAUAAUACAACUGCCUAAUUGAUAUAUAGUGUACUAAAAAUUGUCACAACAAUUACCAAUUAUUUGUCUUUAGAAACUACGGUGUGUUAAAUGUCAAAAUAAGUCUUGUAAUCUACGGAUGAAUUCUAAGUAUGGAAUGUUAUUUCUAACCUUUGUUUCUAUUGCAACUAAAAACUGUUUUUGCAAAUAAAACUAGAUUCUAAGUUCGAAACUAAAAUUGCAUUGGCUUUUCUGAAAUAAGCUUUAUUUAAAGUUGCCAACGAAUUCUAUUAUACGUCAGCUUUCGUUAACAAUCGAUAACUACCUAUUUCACCAUUUCUGGUAUUUAUUCGGAAUUUGAAUUUUUUUAUUAAUAAAUGCGUACCAAGGCACAAUACUAAUAUAUUUAAUAGAUAUUCUGAAUAUUUAUAGCAGGUAUUUAUCUAGUCAACGUUAAUUUGUGAAUUCACUGACUCGAAAUAAUAUUUAAUAAGCAUAGUGCAGUAAAUUCGCUAUUCUGUAUUCACUGUGAAGUCAAUGUUAUUUUCCAAAAGCGUCAACAGGAAACGGAAGAAUUACAAGUUACAAAAUACUGAUUCAGUCAUUGCCCAAGUUAACGAAUGUUGAUUGUGACUUGUAAUAUUCGAGAUAAAAAUGGAAAGUAUUAAUUUUGACUCACAAAUUUUCUUGUAGAAUUAUGUAAUCUAAGCAUCCGUUAGUUGCAUCUUUUCGAUGAGAAAAGUCUCAAAAAAGUUGUUGCUGAUUACUUUGCUGCAGGAGUUUAGGUCGUUGCAAGGAUAUUUGGAUCGGUGAUUAACAAUCACUGCACGAGGAACACGGUCAGAAGGACAAGUCCUUAAGGAAAACUGUAAAAUGACAUAUAUUAUUGAAUGCACAUUCGAUAAUGUAUUUAUUCAAUUGCGCUCUAAGGAAAACUUGUAGGUUUUCUUUUUAUUUAUAUUAUAACAAUACAAAUCAUCAUUUAUCCACCUAUAAUUUCAUGAGGAACUCUACAAGCUCUGUGUACAUUCGCUACAUUCUUUACACAUUAGGCACUUAAUUGCACUGUAAACCUCAUCGAAUAUAUCUUUUUUUGAUCUUGAUCCAUCGAUAAAUUUAACUUCGCUCAAACUACUGUCAUUUAUUAUUUCUGACUUAUGUUUCAAGUAUUCUGGCCAUACAAUUUUUUCAUAAUAACCCGGAACGUCUGGUGGAAGGUACGUGCGAAGUUCUCGCCUCUUCCAGCACUCAUCCUUGUCAAGGGUAAUAAAAUACUUUAAAUUGGUCAAAUCUGAUAUUG